This is a messenger RNA of Letharia lupina, 468 nucleotides long. RefSeq lists its product as uncharacterized. The record is from RefSeq and is a predicted model, not a curated record. NCBI's taxonomy places the organism in Eukaryota, Fungi, Ascomycota, Lecanoromycetes, Lecanorales, Parmeliaceae. The transcript has 5 exons. The coding region runs from base 1 to 468 and encodes 155 amino acids.
AUGGAAUCUGCGCCUGAGGCAGAAUCCCUAGCCCCUGUGCAUUUACCUCGCAUUACGAUCAGAUUUUGUACUCAAUGCAAAUGGAUGCUUCGUGCGGCAUACUUCGCCCAAGAACUUCUCUCGACGUUCUCCACAUCCCUGGGCGAAGUCUCGCUCAUUCCCGCAACGGGUGGUGUUUUCACCAUAGAUAUCAUCUACGCAUCUACACAGUCAAAUCAAGAAGCUCUCAAUGGACAACCUCCUACUACCCAAACGGCUCGACUCUGGGAUCGAAGAGCUGAAGGCGGUUUUCCCGAAGUAAAGAAUCUCAAACAGCUGGUCCGCAAUGUUGUGGACCCAGAUCGUGAUCUAGGUCACGUCGAUCGCGAUCACAACGGGCAGAAGCCUGGGUCAGCUUCGGACGAGAAAGAUUCUUCCGUGUCGACCGGCCAGUCUUCGACAGAGAAGGCCGAGGAAAGCGUCAAAUGA